Molecule: messenger RNA, 2172 nt
Organism: Menidia menidia (Atlantic silverside)
Lineage: Eukaryota; Metazoa; Chordata; Actinopteri; Atheriniformes; Atherinopsidae
Source: the annotation of a GenBank genome assembly
AUAAACUUAACCAGUGUAAGAGGGUCUACAUCAUGACACUGAUGGAUUGUGCGACUUUCGCUGUUUUACCAUCCAUCCAGCCAACCAUCAGCUAAAAUGCCAAUUGAAUGCUACUUUAGAAAGUGUUAGACCACCAAUAUAGCUGGAGCUUUUGAAAGAAAAGAGUGAAGAUAUUCAAGGUCAUGGGGAACUCAGAAAGUGUAUGGUGGUCUUUAGUGGAGGGUGCUUGCAGGAUUCUUGGAGUUUCUACAGCAACAGUUUUGUGUGGUGUGGGGAUUGAAACAGUACACGAGGGAAGAUUCAGCAGCCUUGGAAUCUACCUACUCACGUCUUCUGUUGGCAUCAUGAUGUUUGAGCUGGCUUACUUCCUGGAUUAUAUGCUGUCCAUGUGUCUGCCCUGUCCACCCGACUGGCAGUUUUUUCAGUUGUGGGGAAAGAUGGCUCGCGUCGGAGGUUUCCAUAAAUUCCUCUACUACUCCAUAAUGUCAGUUGUGUGCUUUUUACACCCUGUGUUGGUGUGGCAUGCAACCAUCCCAGGAUCAAUGCUUCUGGUGACAGCCUUUUUCAACUUCAUACUAAGCAAGAAAACAAAGGCUAAGUCCCCGAAAGGUCCACGAGAGAGCAACAGCGAACAAGAGCCAACCACAGUCAGUGUGACAGGAAGAUCAGGCUCAGACAGCACAAUCUCAUUCCUCCAUGCAGUGACAGGACAAAGGCGAGAGGAGCUGCCUGUCUCUGACAAAGCCCGCUGCCUUGGAUUGUUGGAGAGUGGAGAGAGUGUCCAGGCCAUGUUGGAUGAAGAGCAGAGAGCAGAAUCUGAAGGUGCAAACAUGCAGAGGAAAAGGUGGUGGAAAAAGAGGAGGCCAAUAUGGUUGAAAGGGAGGGAGGAGCCUGUGGAGAGGGAGAUGGAGGAGAUGGAGGAGUACAAUGAGCCAGAGCCAGGUAGAAUGGGUGAGAGACAAACCUACGUGAGGCUGAGUGAAGAGAAGCUCAUACCAAAGUCUGACAUACUGUCGCUGCUGAGGACCUACAACUGUUACCACGAAGGAAAGAAUUUCCAGUUGAGGACUCGCGAGGAGGAUGGGGAGCUCAUCCUGGAGGGGCUGCUGAACAUUUACUGGGGUCUACGUCGACCAAUAAGACUUCAGAUGUACGACGACAAUGAGAGAUUUCGCCUUAACAGAUCCUCUGUGUCAAAGCAGUCAUCUUCAGAGUCCAAUAAUAACUCCCUGAGCAGAGAACCUGGAUCAGCAGGCGGUGAUACGGGCGGUCAGGAGGAGGAGGACUCCCCACAGCUGCUGAGGACCAGGAGUGACGCUUCCUUCAUGCGGGUUCAGAGACGGUCAAACACGCGCACGGCCAGGGAUUUGCAGCGCUUGCGCACGCACAGAUUCUCCAUCAAUGGUCACUUCUACAACCACAAGACAUCUGUAUUCACUCCAGCCUAUGGUUCAGUCACUAAUGUUCGGGUGAACAGUUCCAUGACAACUGAACAGGUUCUCAACCUGUUGCUUCACAAAUUUAGGGUGGAGAAUAAAUCUGAAGAAUUUGUCCUUUAUAUGGUACAUGAAACUGGAGAGAGAACCCGACUUAGAAAUGGUGAACACCCCUUGGUGUCUCGUGUACUGUACGGACCCUGUGAGAAAAUUUCCAAGAUCUUCAUCACAGAGGCUGAUCUGGGAGAGGAAGUCACAUAUGAUGUUGCCCAGUACAUUAAAUUUGAGAUCCCUGUUCUAGACAGUUUUGUAGAGAAACUUAAAGAAGAAGAAGAACGUGAGAUAACAAAGCUGACCAAAAAGUACAGUGCACUGAAGUCUAUGAUACAGCAUCAGCUUGAGGGCAGAGGUCACACCGGUGACAGAGUAUGAGUGUUUCUCACUGCAUGUGCUGAGGUGUAUGCUCCUGUAUGGAAGUGCAUGUGUGUGACAGAAGAACCAAUGGAAGGGAGAAGCAACACUAAUAAUGAAACAUUUUUGGUGGAACGUUUGUAAAUAUAUAAGUGCUUCCCUUUUUAAAUGUGCGACUCAUUUCCAAACUCAAUCAUUUGUAACUUCUCUAUUCUUAUUGUAUUAGCACUGGUAUCUGAUCUUAAUAUAUUCACACUUUGUAUGAAAUGUCCUUUUGCACAUAUAAAUAUUUAUACAAAACUCUCUUUUAAGUAUUUUUCUCUGA